AUGGCGGCGGCGGGCGCGGAGGAGCGGCCGGGGGCGCGGCGGGACAGUGGCAGUGGUGAGGACUCCCUGGACACGCUGCUGAGCCGCCUGCCGCUGACGCCCGCGCUGUCCCCGCGGAAGAGGACCAGGAGCCAGUCGAAGACGGAGCCCCCGCUGCUGCGGACCAGCAAACGGACCAUUUACACGGCGGGGCGGCCGCCCUGGUACACCGAGACGGGCACGCCCUUCAAGGAAGCCUUCGUCAUCGGCCUGUGUGGAGGGAGCGCGUCAGGCAAGACCACGGUGGCCAAUAAGAUCAUUGAGGCCCUGGAUGUGCCCUGGGUGGUGCUGCUGUCCAUGGACUGCUUCUAUAAGGUGCUGAAUAAGGAGCAGCAGGAGCUGGCUGCCCACAACGAGUACAACUUCGACCACCCCGAUGCCUUCGACUUCGACCUGCUGAUCAGCGUGCUGCGCAAGCUGAAGAAGGGCAAGAGCGUCAAGGUGCCGGUGUACGACUUCACCACGCACAGCCGCCGCAAGGACUGGAAAACCAUCUAUGGGGCCAAUGUGGUAGUGUUCGAGGGGAUUUUAUCUUUUUCCAACAAGGAGCUGCUGAAGCUCUUGGACAUGAAGGUGUUUGUGGACACGGACUCUGACAUCCGGCUGGUGCGGCGGCUGCAGCGUGACAUCAUGGAGCGCGGGCGUGACAUCGUGGGCGUCAUCAAGCAGUACAACAAGUUCGUCAAGCCGGCCUUCGAGCAGUACAUCGAGCCCACCGUGCAGGUGGCCGACAUCGUGGUGCCCAGAGGUGGGGAGAACUUUGUGGCCCUGGAUCUCAUUGUGCAGCAUGUGCACAGCCAGCUGGAGAAGCGUGAAAUCACAGUCAGAGCGGCCCUGGCCUCUGCCCACCAAGGGCAGCCGCUGCCCAAGUCUCUGAGUGUCCUCGAGAGCACGCCGCAGGUGCGAGGCAUGCACACCAUCAUCAGGAACAAGGACACAACCAGAGACGAAUUCAUCUUCUAUUCCAAGCGCCUGAUGAGGCUGCUGAUUGAACAUGCCCUCUCCUUCCUGCCACUCAACCCAGUGACAGUGGAGACGCCUCAGGGGACUGUGUAUGAAGGGAAGCGGUUCCACAGGCAGCGGAUCACAGGUGUGUCCAUCCUGCGGGCGGGGGAGACCAUGGAGCAGGCGCUCACUGCUGUCUGCAAAGACAUUCGACUGGGCAAGAUUUUGAUCCAGACCAACCACGACACAGGGGAGCCUGAGCUUCACUAUCUGCGGCUCCCCAAGGAGAUCAGCGAAGAUUAUGUCAUCCUGAUGGACAGCACCGUGUCCACGGGGGCUGCAGCCAUGAUGGCUGUGCGCGUCCUGCUGGAUCACGAUGUCCACGAAGAGAAGAUCUUCCUGCUGUCCCUGCUGAUGGCGGAGAUGGGGGUUCACUCCGUGGCCUACGCCUUCCCCCGUGUCCGCAUCAUCACCACAGCCGUGGACAAGAGGGUUAACGAGGAAUUCCACAUCAUCCCUGGCAUCGGUAACUUUGGAGACAGGUACUUUGGUACUGAUGCCCCCUCCGCCUGGUGUGAGAGUGAGAGCACGGACUACUGAGCUGGCCUCCCUGCCUGCCAGCCUUGCCCCCGCUGCCUCCUCCCUCCCUCCAGCCUCGCCCUUCUGCUCCCCAAGGAUGGCCCCUCCCUGCUGGCCUCACAGGGCCCUGAUGCUACUUCCCUCUGGACCACACGCUGUCGGGCGGGCAGCUAUUUGGAAACUGCCCACCAGCGCCUCCAGUGUGCAUGCAGGGAAGAGACUGCCUGUGGCCUGCAGUGUCCGCACGCUGGGUACACACUCCUCGUGCCCCCCUCUGGUUGGUGGGCGGAGGGGGGGUCAGAUUCUCCCUGUGGCCCCACAUGGAUGUGGGUGUGUGUGGAGUGGUGGAGGUGGUAAAAAACUCUCCCUGUGGCCUGGAAGGGGCGAGGUGAGGCCCAUGCACUGGCUGGGGCAGGCGCUCUAUGUUUAUUUGCUCGGAACAGUUACUCCCCCCACGUUCCGGCUCAUGGGCCAGCUACUUGAAAAAUUGUCAGGGACCAAGGAUCAAAUGGAAGGGAACAGCCCCGUCUCUGUCAACCCGCAGCUCUACUCUUUCCCCCCUCCCACCCCAGUGCCCAGAUAGUCCUGAACAUGGGGCAGGGCCCCGGGGCUGUUUAGCCUGGAGCAGUCUGGUGCUGGCAGGGAACUAGGGCUGGUGCAGAAUAGGAGGUGCCCUCACCUUCCACAGCGGGCAUUCCAGCCCACGGGCCAGGUUCAUGAGUCUGGCAGCUCCCUCUUCUCUGGGGCGCUGGCCAUGGGGGGGUGGUCAGGGCCAGCUCUGCUGGAGACGCUCAGCCUGUCCGGGAGGCAGGUGGGGGAUUGCAGUUCAUCCCUCCAUGGGUGUGGGCUUGGGAGGAGACCCUGAGCUCCUUCCUUGACUCCUGUCUCGUGCUCAGGGCAGGACAGCUACUUGCCGCAGAAGCUGCUCCAAGGGGGAGCACGGCAAGGCAGUCUCAACAUAUUUCAGCAGCCCCCCGUCCGAGCCCCUCCCCGCAAUGCUGCCUCCUUGCCCGGGGCAUGGGGAGACGGCUGCCGCGCCAGAGCUGGCUCAUCCAUUACUUCAAUGCACAGGAAAUCAGGACCACAGAGUGGGACAAGACGAUUUCCGUCUCCUCGGAGAGCUGGUUUCAGUGGGGUCUCCCAUUGCCACGCACAGUGCUAGAAGCCAGGGGCUGCCUCAUGUCUUGCUGGGGCUCUGGGCCCGGGCCCCAGGAAUGGCAUCAGCAGCACACCGGUGGGGCAUGCGUUUCUUGGCCCUUUACUGAGACUGGCAAGGGCAUCCAAGGCUUCUGCAGGAUCUCCUCGGCCCGCUUGACAGGCCUGGGAAGUGGCAGAUGCCCCUAGCGCUUGGUUCCUGCAAGCAGCUCUUCGCCAGCCCUGGGACCGGGUGCCCUCCUGCUCUGCCCUUGCAAUACUGUACAUGGCGGGCUUUGUUUUGUACGCGCUAAUAAAGGGUC
Molecule: messenger RNA, 3020 nt
Organism: Emys orbicularis (European pond turtle)
Lineage: Eukaryota; Metazoa; Chordata; Testudines; Emydidae
Product: uridine-cytidine kinase-like 1
Exons: 15
Coding region: 1-1584 (527 amino acids)
Cellular component (GO): cytoplasm
Molecular function (GO): kinase activity; ATP binding
Source: RefSeq, a predicted model, not a curated record